Pygocentrus nattereri (red-bellied piranha) is the source of this 3685-nucleotide messenger RNA. RefSeq names its product POU class 3 homeobox 3b (gene pou3f3b). NCBI's taxonomy places the organism in Eukaryota, Metazoa, Chordata, Actinopteri, Characiformes, Serrasalmidae. The transcript has 2 exons. Gene Ontology annotation, biological process: regulation of transcription by RNA polymerase II; brain development. The coding region runs from base 988 to 2502 and encodes 504 amino acids. Gene Ontology annotation, molecular function: RNA polymerase II cis-regulatory region sequence-specific DNA binding; DNA-binding transcription factor activity, RNA polymerase II-specific. Gene Ontology annotation, cellular component: nucleus. The record is from RefSeq and is a predicted model, not a curated record.
AGGGAGGGAGACAGAGAGAGAGAGAGAGAGAGAGAGAGGGAGAGAGAGAGAGCGAAUGAGAAGGAAGGCUCGCAAACGCUGCCUCUGCGCCGUGAUACUGGAUUGUACUUCAGCCGGAGCGCUUUGGCAGCUUUAAACACAUCAAAACAGAACAAAGAGGCAGAGCGGACCGGGCAGCAGCAGCAGCAGCGACAAAAAGAGAGAGAAUCCGCGAAAAGAAAAGAGAGGGGAAGGGAAAAAAGGGGGGGGGACCUGAGGAAGAGGAAUCUCUGCGACCAGAUUACAAAAGAAACUGAAGGAGGAGAAGCACGUUUUGAUAUUUUCGCCACUCGCCUGUUUGGACGGUGUUGUUAUUGUUAUUGUUAUUGUUUGUUUUUUCAAGGCGUUCUGCCCUCUGAAGUUUAUCGAGGCUGCAAAGUUGUUUUUUUAUUUUUCAACACCUUUUUUGUUUUUUUUUCCCCUUCUUUUUUUUCCACGAAACUGCGAAAGCCUGGAGGACUGUUGAUGAGGGCUUCGCGACUCCCCACCUCAAAUAACUAGGAAUUAUGCUUCGCACCGGUUCGUCUGUCCGAGGCAUAUGAAUGUCCAGGGCGCGCAGUAGAGUCCACGGAUUCUUUAAAGCCUCGUUAUUAUCAUUAUUGCUCAUUAUCGUUAUUAUUAUUAUUAUUAUUAUUGUUAUUAUUAGCGUUCGGUUACACGUCGUUCCGUUGCCGUCUCCGUGCGCCUCGCGCUUCUGCUGGCUGCUUUUAUUUUCUCGAGGCACUUUCGAUGUCAGACUUUUAAAGUUUUGAAUAAUUCAUGAGAUUACAGUUUUGCCUGCGCUGAAGAAGUGAAGAAGGAAGAAGAGGAGGGGAAAAGGAGAGAGAAAAAAAGUUUGUCCAAGAAAAGAAAGAAAGAAAGAGAGAAAGAGAGAAAAAGGGGAAAAGAGCAGGAGACCGGGAGGGAGGGGGGAGCUUGACCGACAGCCCGUCGCUGAAGAUCAGCGGAAUGGCCACGGCGGCUUCCAAUCCGUACCUGCCCAGCAGCAGCAUCCUGUCGUCGGGCUCCAUCGUGCACUCGGACUCGGGCGGCGGCAUGCAGGCGGGAGGCGGCGCGGUCACGUCGGUGUCCGGCGGCUACCGAGGAGAGCCGACGGUCAAGAUGGCGCAGAGCGACUUCAUGCCGGGCGCCAUGGCGGCGGCGGCGGCGGCGGCGAGCAACGGUGCGCACAUGCUGAGCCACGCGCACCAGUGGGUGACGUCGCUGCCGCACGCGGCCGCCGCCGCCGCCGCUGCGGCAGUAGCCGCCGCCGAAGCCGCCUCGCCCUGGUCCACGAGCCCCGUGGGCAUGGCGGGAAGCCCGCAGGGGGGCCAGCAAGGAGGCCAAGGCGGACAGGGACAGGGCGGGCAGCAGGGCGCGCAGGGCGGCCAGCAGGACGUGAAGAGCAGCUCGGGCCGGGACGACCUGCACGCGGCGUCCGCGCUGCACCACCGGCACCUGGGGCCGCACCAGACGCACGCGGGCGCGUGGGGCGCCGCCACGGCCGCCGCAGCCGCCGCCGCCGCGCAUAUCUCGUCCAUAAGCCAGCAGCAGGCGCAGCCGCAGCAGUCGCUCAUCUACUCGCAGCCCGGCGGCUUCACGGUGAACGGCAUGCUGAGCGCGCCGGGCGCCCAGAGCCUCGUGCACGCGGGGCUCGUGCGCGGGGACACGCCGGAACUGGAGCACCCCGGCCACCCGCACCACCCGCACCACGCGCACCACCACCAUCACCACCACCACCACCAGCAGCAGCAGCAGCAGCAACAACAGCAGCAGCAGCACCACCACCAAGCGCCGCCGCCGCCGCCCCACCACCACUCGCACCACCCGGCCAGCCACCACGGCCACGAGGCGCACUCGGACGAGGACACGCCGACCUCGGACGACCUCGAGCACUUCGCCAAGCAGUUCAAGCAGCGGCGCAUCAAGCUGGGCUUCACGCAGGCCGACGUGGGCCUGGCGCUCGGCACGCUCUACGGCAACGUCUUCUCGCAGACCACCAUCUGCCGCUUCGAGGCGCUCCAGCUCAGCUUCAAGAACAUGUGCAAGCUCAAGCCGCUGCUCAACAAAUGGCUCGAGGAGGCCGACUCGUCCACGGGCAGCCCCACGAGCAUCGACAAGAUCGCGGCGCAGGGCCGCAAGCGCAAGAAGCGCACGAGCAUCGAGGUGAGCGUCAAGGGCGCGCUGGAGAGCCACUUCCUCAAGUGCCCCAAGCCCUCGGCCCAGGAGAUCAGCUCGCUGGCCGACAACCUGCAGCUGGAGAAGGAGGUGGUGCGCGUGUGGUUUUGCAACCGGCGGCAGAAGGAGAAACGGAUGACGCCGCCCGGAGUGCCGCAGACGCCGGAGGAGGUGUACUCUCAGGUCGGCAAUGGACAUUUUUUAGUAGAUUACUUAAAAGAUGCAAGUUUAUGUGGGCCGAGCGAGCCGGGCGACCAGAGGGUGACAGCUACAAGUUCGUUCCAUCAGGUAAUUCUGGCGCAUUGACUUCAACUGGGAAAAUGAAACCAAGCAUUUAGAAACCUUUACCCCAACCCCGCCCCCCCCCCCAAACCACCACCACCACGAGCAGCACCAACAGCAACAACACCACCACUGCUACUACUAACCCCUCCACCCCCUAACCCCCACUGCUACCCCUGUACAUGUCCUGUUUUCGAGAGGCAAUUUGUACGUGUCGAGAUGGGACGUUAACCCCCCCCGUCACCACCAAGACCACCACUACUACCACCACCACCACCAACAACAACAGCAACACAAAAAACGGGGGUUGAAAUUGAAAUUCAGCCCCAGGAACGGCGACAGCAGUGGCUUCCAACAACUUCCAGAGAAGACUGCUCUGGUUCUGUUUUUGUUUUUGUUUUUGUUUUUGUUUUUUUGGACGACAAACAAACCGCGGAGUGGAUUUUUUUCCCCCCUUUGCCUUCCAGCCCGAACAUGAACACUAAAAGAACACUGAGGAGCGCCUGGUCUCUGAGAUCGUUUUCAUGUAAAGAACUGAUGGAUUUUUUUUGGAAGAAAAAUUGAAAGACGUUUGAAAAAAAAAAAAAAAGUGACAAUUCCUCAGCUGCACUUACAGAGGGGGCCAGAGCUGUGGACCCCCCCCCCCCUCACCCCCACCACCGCCAACACCACCACUACCACCGAGACCACCACCUGCCCCCCCCCCCACCCCACACACUCCCCCUUCUUCUCCCAUGCUGCCAUUUCCAAGCAGUGUUCUUUUUUGGUAGGUUUUCAUAAACGAGACUAUGUAAAGCCGGCAAUAUAUAGAAUUCAUUAGAUCAGAUGCUGAUCGGAAUUAUUUACUUUAUAUUUUUCAUUAAAAUGCUUUGUUUUUAAUAUUUUAUUCGGGAUACGUAUGGACUAUUCCAGACAGUAAUUUAUUUCUCCCCCUCCUGCCCCCCAGACUUGUGUAAAAUGUUCUCUACCUUGAUUUUUCUGGUUUGACUUUGUUCCUCUUUCGUUUGUUGGAUUUGAAUUUUUUUUUUUUUUUGCGUUUUUUUUUUUUUUUUGUAAUAUCGUUUUUUGAAGGAGCACAAAUCAAUACGAGCUGACUCUGGCAGUAGGUAACAAGGGUAUUUUGAUGUGAUGAUUUGAUUGUAAUUUAAUUUCCAGUAGUGAUUCCGUACGAGACUGAGAACAAUAAAUUUGUUAGAAUGAAACGUGA